UGCGUCGUCCCCGAACGCCCACACUGCGACACCUCUCUCUAUCCUUCCCCAUUCCUCUUCCUCCCACUCCUCUUCCUCUUCCACCCACGCCCGACCAGUCCCAUCCGCCGUCGCGCGCUCCCGAUCCGGAGGAGCAGAUCAUCCCACGCCCGAGCCCGCUGAACCCAGCCUAGCUCCCGCGCCCACCGCCCCUGUGCAGGUCCGCCUCUUCAGAGAUCCACAUCGUGCCGCCGCCAGUUCAGGAUCCAACCUCAGCGCCUCCUGGCUAGGCUUGAGGAACGAAUGCCGGGAGAGCCUUCGCCACGCCGGUGGUAGCGGCGGCGAGGCCAACGCGCCGACAACUACUGUUCAAGGGGGCAUGCAGGAUGUGCUUCCGCAUCACCCUCUCCUCCACUCCAAGACGGCGGCCUCGGACGGGGCAGGAAUUGGAUAACACGUCCACCACCUGAUCGAGCGCAACCGCAACAGAGGAACGCCACCUCUGCCUCGUCGUGCAGGAGAUGCUUCACUAGGGCCGAAGUCAAUGUGUCGGAGCAGGUGCUUCGGGGCGGCUGGGUUUGUCUACAGGUCUGUCCUUUUUGUGUUGAAUUUGAGCACAACUAGUCUGGUUUUGUUUUAGCCUCAUUUGUCUUGAGAUGAACAAAUUCACAUAUAUAUUUCCAGUGUGAUGCGAGGCACAUGUUAAUUCAGUUACACGUAGUCUUUGAUUUAUUUGUACUUUGUUUAGCAUUCAGGUAUGUUUGUUUGUUUGAAAUAUUUGAAAAUUUGUGCCAAGGUGCCCAUAUAAGUGCUGAUUAUUCAGUAAGUCAAUAGACAAGAAAUUGCAUACCUUGUUUUUUGAUGAUGAUGGAAGUGAUAAUUUUGGUGUUCUCCCUCCUGCUGUUUUUACAUAUACUUGUAUGUUCAAUUCAUAAUUCAUGUCAUGCCAAACUUAGUUGCCAUGGCAAAUUCAUGUCAUGUUUUAGCGUUGUCGACAUACUUAGUUGCCAUGGAAAAUUCAUGUUAUGUUUUAGCAUUGGAGAGAUACUUAGUUGCCAUGUCGUUCAUGUCAUGUUUUAGCAUUGGAGACAUACUUAGUUGCCAUGUCAAGUUCAUGUCAUCUUUUAGCAUUGGAGACAUACUUAGUUGGCAUGGCAAAUUCAUGUCAUGUUUGUUUUCCAAACAUGGCAAGUUUACAUUUUUUUUUCCAUAAUGUUCACAUGCGCAUCCAGUUUAUCUUUUUGGUUUUCAGGGGCGUAUUGUGUUUUGAAUUUGGACCAUAGCAGAAACUUUUUGUAGUCACCAUGAUCUUUCUAUUAUAGAUUUCAUGGCAAAUUUACUAUUUACAUACAUGGCAAAAAAUUCCCUUUAAAUACUUGGCAAAUUUACUAUUUACAUACAUGACAAAUUUUACUCUAUUUUUGCCAUGUCAAAAUUUUACUUUAUUUUGCCAUGGCAAAUUUUUACCUUCAUUUCCCAUGGCAACUUUACUUUUAGAUACAUGGCAAAUUUACUAGAACACACAUGGCAAUUUUUACUCCACUUUGCCAUGAUAAAAUUUUACUUUAUUUAUUGCCAUGGCAACUUUUUUCCUUUCAUUGCCAUGGCAAAUUUUACUUUAUUUUUUGCCAUGCCAAAUUUCACUUUAUUUUGGCAUGGAAUUUUUUUUUUACCUUUAUUGCCAUGGCAACUUUACUUUUGAAUACAUGGUAAAUUUACUUGAACAUACAUGGCAAUUUAAUUUUUACUCUACUUUUCCAUGAUAAAAUUAUUAUUUCUUUGCCAUGGCAACUUUUUACCUUUCAUUGCCAUGUCAAAUUUAUUUACAUACAUGGCAUAUUUUACUCUAUUUUUUGCCAUGCCAAAUUUCACUUUAUUUUUCAUGACAAAAUUUUACCUUCAUUGCCAUGGCAACUUUACUUUUAAAUACACGACAAUUUUUACUUGAACGCACAUGGAACACUUUUUUUUGUGUUUGUACAUGUUGGCAAUUGUUAAUCCACAUUUCUUGCCACCAUGCACACAAUGCGAAUUUGUCAUGAUUUUUUAUUUUGGUCCAUUUGCAAAAGCAACAACAAAAAUGACCCAGGCAAAUUUUGCUUUUUCUUUUAAAUUAUGCUUUUCUACCAUAUUCUGUUUUACAUGAAACAAUGUUAACUUUUCAGAUCAAACUAAAUUUUCCUGUGUGUUUUUAAGUUCUGGCAUUUUUCUUAGUUUCAUAAUUAUUAUGGUCUACUCGUAUCGACAUGGCUAAAAGCACAAUCUGUUAAUUUUUUGCAUCCUGAUUUUUGAUAAUGAUGGCUGUUUAGAACACACACUAUGGCAAUUUUCUUUCCUUUUUUGCCAUUCAAAAUCAUGUUUCAUGGUUCAGUUUUUCAAUUCUUGAUAGCAGUCAGUAAGAAACAUUGGUUUUUUUUUUUUCUGUCAUAAACAAUGGCGUUGUUAAGAUGGGAGGCCCAUUCAGGAAAGGCAUGUGUGCUUCGUGUGGUUGCGCGUUGGGGGGUUCUUCUGUUUGUUACUGGGCUUGUUUUCAUUUUCACGGGGACAAGGCCCAUAGGAGCGUUUUUGGGGGUUCGGGCUGUGGCUGUUUUGUAUCGAACGGAAUCGUUCUGCCUGAGAGAGCGCUCCUACCGAACCUUUCAUUCGGUGCGGGAGGUCCCCAGACCGAACGGUCGGUACUUAUCGAGGUCCAUUAGCUAAAGUCAAUCGCCUGUCGUUUAGUUAAUGUGUUCUUGAAACUGAUUCCGAGUAUCACGUGGAUUUAGUCGCGGCAUAAUUGUGCGUACUCGUGCUGGAUUGAGGGGCACGGCACCGACUCGGCAUCGGUCGGCCCACGCCCCGUCACGUGCGCGCCUAUAUAAAGUGACACACGACGGGGAUUUACCGAUCGCAUCGGCGGGUGACACGCGCGCGCGACAGAUAACAACGUCCGUGGGAUCGUAGCCGCAAGCAGGCGCACAUCCAUGGCAACGGCGUCGUCAUUGCCGUGCCUCGUCUUCGGGCACAGCGGCGACCAACACACCACCACGUUGUAUAGUGUUUCGGAUGGCGCACGUCGCCCUUGCGAGGAGAUGGAGGAGGUGCUGCGCGGCAAGCGGAGCUGGGUGACAUCGCGCGGCUGGCUGCUCCUCUGGGACCCGGCGACGCUCGCCACCUUCCUGUGGAACCCGCGGGCCGCCGCCUCUGAUGGCGACAAGAUCGCGCUGCUGCCGUGGGCUUCGCCGCCGGCGUCAGGCACCGACUGCGCGCUGUCCGGUGAGCCCACGGACCCCGGCGGCUGCACGGUGGUCGUUCUCGAGCGGUAUAGAUCGGGCUUGGAUGAAACGGCCAUGUGGUACUGCCACGCCGUCGCCGUGGGCCAGGUACGUGUACGACCUGGGCGGCGUGCGGACCCCGUGGGGCAAAUUCGCGAAGCGGUUCGUGUCUGGCCUCGCGGCGUGCGGCGGCAAGUUCUAUUGGUCGGUCAGGGCGGCUGAGUACGGCGUGCUCGAGUUCUCACCGGAGCCGACCUUGACAACCAUGAUGAUGAAGGAGGCGAUCGAGGUCAUCGUCCCGCCUGGGGAGGAGUACGCGCAGGCGUUCGCCUACUCGCUGGACCUUGAUGGCGAGGUGCAUAUGGUGUGGAUCUUCACCUCCGCCCAAACCGGAGCCAUAGUUGACAUCGCCGUCUACAUGGUGGAUCUCGAGGGCAAGAGGUUUAUCAGGGUGGACAGCAUCGGCGACCGGGCCAUCCUCGCCGGCGGCUUGAGCUAUGCUUUCGCAGGCUGGUGCCCGGCCAACGAGUUUGGGCUGCUGCCCAACAGCGUGUACUGGAUACACCCCUAUGAUGGCCGCAUGUGCGUGUACGAAGUUGGAUUCAAUACGGAAGAAGUACGCGAGCUCGGUGAGGUUGCCCGGGAGUCACCGCCGUUCUGGAUAGUUCCCGCACACCCAUGAGCUAAUGUUGUUAAGAUUAUGUUAUGCCAGUUUUUCUUCUCCGUCAGUAAUUUGGAGAAGAUGAUGAGUAUUUUCUUUGACAUUGUCUGCAACUAUGACUUUCCGACCGUUACUACUACAAACUCAUGGUAAACUUUUAACAAUGACGGAAUCUCACGAGAUUGGUGAUGAAGAAAGAGCGUUUUGAUACGGUUAAAGAUUUUGAUGUAAUAUCUUCUAUGAAGUAUGUUGUAGGUGUUAUUAUCUGUAAUUGAUGUUUAUGUUUUAUACUACUCCCUCCGUUCCUAAGUAUUUGUCUUUAUAGAGAUUUCAAUAAGUGACUAUAUACGGAGCAAUAUCACU
Triticum aestivum (bread wheat) is the source of this 4257-nucleotide messenger RNA. RefSeq lists its product as uncharacterized. Bases 3166 to 3915 code for a protein of 249 amino acids. The record is from RefSeq and is a predicted model, not a curated record. The transcript has 2 exons. NCBI's taxonomy places the organism in Eukaryota, Viridiplantae, Streptophyta, Magnoliopsida, Poales, Poaceae.